Messenger RNA from Vitis riparia (riverbank grape), 1347 nucleotides. Its product is annotated as endonuclease V. Gene Ontology annotation, molecular function: RNA endonuclease activity producing 5'-phosphomonoesters, hydrolytic mechanism; single-stranded RNA binding. Gene Ontology annotation, cellular component: nucleolus; cytoplasm. The coding region runs from base 17 to 874 and encodes 285 amino acids. The transcript is spliced from 8 exons. NCBI's taxonomy places the organism in Eukaryota, Viridiplantae, Streptophyta, Magnoliopsida, Vitales, Vitaceae. Gene Ontology annotation, biological process: DNA repair. The record is from RefSeq and is a predicted model, not a curated record.
AAAGGGCAGAAGAUCCAUGACUGCCACCCUCUGCUCCUUCAAUUUAAUGUUUUCUAUGGAGAAGAGGGCAUCACCAGAGAUUUCAUCAGCCGAGUCCCAUCAAUUUAUCGAAAAUUGGAUUCAUGUUCAAGACUCUCUCAAGAGAAGAUUGGUCACAGAAGAUGAUUUCACAUGGAAACUGCCCAAACCCACAUCGACAGCCACGGUCAGAGGAAGAAUAGAAGAGGGUGACGACAAGCAUGUGUUGAAGUAUGUGGGUGGAGUUGAUGUGAGCUUCUCAAAGGAUGAUCCGUCGGUUGCGUGUGGGACUAUUGUCGUUUUGGAUCUCGGCACUUUGGAAGUUGUGUACGAUGACUACUCUGUUGUUAGGCUUCAAACCCCAUAUGUUCCUGGCUUCCUUGCCUUCAGAGAGGCUCCAGUUCUUUUAAAGCUUUUGGAGAAAAUGAAGAACAGUGCCCAUCCUUUCUACCCACAGUUGCUAAUGGUUGAUGGCAAUGGUUUACUUCAUCCUCGAGGUUUUGGCUUGGCUUGUCAUCUGGGUGUUCUGGCUAAUAUUCCAACAAUUGGGAUAGGAAAAACUUUGCAUCAUGUGGAUGGUCUUACUCAAUCUGGAGUGAGAGAACUUCUUGAAGCCAAAGGAAACUUGACUGAAGAUUUUAUUGCUUUAACAGGAUACUCUGGCCAGACAUUGGGAGUGGCAAUGAGGUCAACUGAGAGCUCAUUGAAGCCGAUAUUUGUUUCAAUUGGUCACCGUGUAUCACUUGACACAGCCAUCAUAAUUAUUAAAAUGACUUGCAAUUAUCGUGUGCCAGAGCCCGUUCGGCAGGCUGAUAUAAGAUCAAGACAAUACCUCCAGAAGCAUCAAUGGCGUUAAGAUAAUAAAUGGGACGUGAUCGAGUCCUGCUUCUGGCAUAUGUUUCUUUGUGCUUGAAGAACAUUGAUUCAAAUCAGAUGAUAAAACACCAGAGCUGUGGAAUCCCAGAAAAGCUGCUGCCUGCUGGCAAAAAGCAAGGAGGAACUAUACAGAGGCAUCAUCACACAUUGUGGUGCUCCAUUUCAGCAGGCAUCUUCUUCAGGAUGCUGUUUGUGUUUUUCUCCAACUCCAUCCCAGAUAUCAGAAACAGCUCUUAUUCAGAUCCUCCCCAGUCUGCUGUUGCCAAAGUGAUGCUGGUUCUUCAUUCAUGGUACUGCAUCUGAAGAGUACAUAAAGCAACUACCCCUUGAUGGGUUCAUUCUAAAAUUUAUGAAUUUCUUCAUAGAUUGAGAGGUGGGCGCCCAGGGGUUUGGUUCUUGAUGUAGUUUUUGGGUUUUACUCUGAUUUUUCCACAAGGAUGAAGGAUUUCCACC